AUGACUACUGGACUUGACACCAAGUUGGGCAAGCUGAGGACCUCAAGGACUUGCGCCAAGUUCGCAAAGUUGCCGACCAAUGGCCCACUACCUCCGAAACUGAGCGGAUACGCUACGAGUCCUACCCAUGGCUAUGAGAGGAUGUGUCGGCGGGAGCGCGCCACCGGUGCGAUGCGCAACACGAGCGUCUUUGCCAUGUCUCUUGGUUACGACAGAGGUGUUUACGGUGGGAGCGUGGCCGGCAUCUGGGCCUUGAUGGACUCGGCAUUUAUGUUUGACUACUCGGCCGCGCGCUCCAAUAGGGAUCUCGGUAGCAAGAUCAUCGACGCUUUUGCCACCGUUCGUGGACUCGACACAGGCAACCCCGAACUAAAUGCGCACCUGCUGGACGUUGCCACCGUCAUGGCAUGCAACUUUACCGCUCUGAGGGGCAAAGCGGAGUUGGAAGACGCAAGACACUUACACUCUCAGCCUUGCGUUGCUAUUUGGGAUGACCUGGCGGCCAUGGCACGAUACAGAAUAGCCGACGCUGUGUUUUGCCACGUGUGGUACGACAGCCCCGGCGAUGAAGCCAGCUUGGUCAUGGCGGGCUUGGGAUGCGCGGUCCAUGAUCUGAUCGACGUGGGCCCAGACGUGGCGUGCGGCGAAAUAAGCAACAUCAUUCCCAGCUUGACGAGGGGCGAUCUGUCGAUCGCAGCGCUGAGAUCUGUAUAUGUCGGCAUGGUGGCUGCGAUGGAGUGGUAUGCAGCCUACGACCCCUUCAACACAGCAGCACUCGCCAUCUUGAUGACCCAUUGGUGGCAGCUGGACAAUUUACGCCACAGAACCGUGGCUUUGAUGAGCCGGGUUUCGACGUCGCCAGACUACGCCGUGAGCCCAGAGAAGCUCACAUCGGCCCCGUCAUUUGACACAUUCACGCACACAAACCACCUCAAGUAUGACGAAGGUCAAGCGGUGAUAGAUGAUCAGCGUGAGGAGCUUGACCAUCUUGAAGCGCUAGGCUUUGAGGACAUUCAGGGCCUCAUCAAGACGCUGAUCCGCCCAGUUUUAGACUAUGCUGAUGCAAGAGACAGGCGCCUGCCUAUCGAGAUAACGUAUUGCACCGAGGUCCUUGAAGCGUGCCUUUCGCGCCGUCACUCAGAGAAAGUCAAGGUUCUAUGGCGCCUCGCGUUGAUCAUGUGGAAGUGCGGGGCCAUAUGGGCAACGGUGCUCGCGAGCACACAGUACGCUCACCAGGGAUAUACGAAUUGUGAUCGUGGCCGGGAGGAUCUGGACGAGUCUACCUGGGCGCAGGGAUAG
This is a messenger RNA of Purpureocillium lilacinum, 1299 nucleotides long. RefSeq lists its product as uncharacterized. The record is from RefSeq and is a predicted model, not a curated record. NCBI's taxonomy places the organism in Eukaryota, Fungi, Ascomycota, Sordariomycetes, Hypocreales, Ophiocordycipitaceae.